Phascolarctos cinereus (koala) is the source of this 1562-nucleotide messenger RNA. RefSeq names its product dickkopf Wnt signaling pathway inhibitor 1 (gene DKK1). Gene Ontology annotation, cellular component: extracellular region. Gene Ontology annotation, biological process: multicellular organism development; negative regulation of canonical Wnt signaling pathway. Lineage: Eukaryota; Metazoa; Chordata; Mammalia; Diprotodontia; Phascolarctidae. The record is from RefSeq and is a predicted model, not a curated record. Gene Ontology annotation, molecular function: co-receptor binding; receptor antagonist activity.
CAGAGCUGCCUGCCCAUCCAACAGCACUCGGGAGUUCUGGUUGGCUGUUCCUGGGCUGCUCUCAGCUGCCGCUGUUGCCUCGACUGAGAACCGGGGAGCCGGGGAGCCGAGAGUGUCCAGAAGCCGGGCAGUCAGACGAGCCGGGAGCCGUAAGCGGCGGCGCAGGACUUGCUUCCCACGGGGCUGUCCGUGCGCCCUUGGGCCAUUGCGUCCGCGCUCCCCCGCUCUCCCCCGCUCUCCGUCCUUGUUUGUCUGUGUCUGUGUCUCUGUCUCAGUCUAUCUCCCUGCCUCUUCCUCGUCAUCACCACAGCCGAGAUGCCAGCCCUGGCCCCCGCCCUGGCUGCGGGGGCGGCCCGGUUUCUGCUAGCGUUGGCCGCGGCUCUCUGCUGCCCGCCGUGCGCCCCGGCGGCCGCGACGCUGAACACUGUGCUGGUGAACUCCAACGCCAUCAAGAACGGGCACUCGGGGCCCGGUGGCGGCGGUGGCGGCGGCGGUGGCGGCGGCGGCAGCAGUGCGGGACUGGUCCCCUUCUGGGCAGUUAGCGUGGCGCCCGGGGACAGCGUCCUGUUCGACCGACCCAACGGGUACAUGCACGUGGACAACAAACACCAGCAACAUUUUAUGUGUGUGGAUGACAAGGAUUGCGGUCUGGAAGAGUACUGCGACACUGGCUCCCGGGGCGUUAGUAGCCUAGGCGGCGGCGGCGGCGGCGGCGGCGGCGGCGGCAGCAUCGGAGUGCAGAUCUGCCUACCCUGUCGGAAGCGCCGCAGGCGAUGCCAGCGUACCGUCAUGUGCUGUCCGGGAAACUACUGCAGCAAUGGGAUAUGUGUGCUUUUGGAUCAGAACCACUUACAUGCAGUAGAAAUGGAUGAGAUGACCACAGAACCGGUGAAUAAUGACCACAGUCUCUUAGAAGGCCAGCCUAGGAGGACCACUCCAUCUGCCAAGACCAAAGGUCAGGAAGGUGCCGUUUGCCUCCGCUCCUCCGAUUGCGCCGAUGGCCUUUGCUGCGCUCGACAUUUCUGGUCCAAGAUCUGCAAGCCCGUGCUCAAGGAAGGUCAAGUGUGCACCAAGCACAGAAGAAAAGGCUCUCACGGCUUGGAGAUUUUCCAGCGCUGUUUCUGCGCAGACGGCCUGUCCUGCCGAGUUCAGAAAGAUCACUUAACCAAUGGCGCUUCUAGGCUUCACACCUGCCAGAAACCCUGAACUGCCCUUGUGAAUGAUGGCUGCUGAUGGACUCCUGUGCUUGCCAUCGAACCUUUUCGGGGAAGGACACUUGCUGUGUUUACAGUUGCACUCUCCAAACGCUCCUUCCGGAAGUCUGGAGUGCAAAAACGGCUUUGUUUCUGUAGGAAACGAACUCUCUCCAGUGACUGUUUGCAGUAAAUUACUGUGUUGUAAAUAUCCAAUGUGGCAUUUCCCUGUACAUGCUCCCAAACUUUUAAUUAUUUUUCUAAAAGUGCCACAGUGUCCACAAUUUACCCACAACCUGUAAAUUUUGUACACACUGGUGAUCUCAUCUUGAGUCUGAUAAAUGUUCUAUUUUAAUUGAAAUAAAUGAU